UUCGAAACUAUUUUUUAUCGUGCAAACCGAUUGUAUAAACAAAUGGUUCAGCGGGUUCAGCAAAUUACUAACAUAAUUCUUCAUUAGUUUUUAGUAGGCCUAGGCCUAUCAUUUUUUUUCGUAGAUAUCGAUGGUUUACAAUAAUCGAUAAUUAAUUGUGUUUACGCCUUACAAAAUUUGGACACGUGCUAGGCGGAUUUCAUUGGAUUUUUCCACAAAAUUAAUUGAUUAUUGACAAAAGCCACUCGUCUUCGAAGGUUCUGAUUCUAACUACGGAAAAAUGACAUCUGAUUUAGGUUCACAAGAUGGUCUUUUAAAGUCCACUCGGCAUUCCACAGCACUGCUCGAUGUAGAAGGUUCGAAAGUUAAAACAAAAGAAAAUCUUGUUUUCUCUCUUCUACAAGAAAAAAAGCGUUCUAAUGGAACUUUUAAAAUCCAGCCAUCUCUGUCUUUGCAGAGGGUUAAAGAAUUUCUACCUCAAAUAAUGAAAGCAAAUGUCAAAGUUCAAGAAGAAAUUUUGAGUGAUCCGAAUAAAAAAACCAUCUAUGAUAUACAAAAUAUAGAUGGGGCGAGUGGACCAGUAAUAGAAAUGGAUGUAGCCCUCUAUGAAGACACAGACUCAGACUGUUCAGUCCCCUCAACAAAUUUAGGCACAGAAACAAAUCAUGGCCCCAUUGAUGAAAACAAUAUCAAAUUUCCAGGAUCUAGUGUUAAAUCAAAUUUAGUUGAAGUUAUAGAGAAGGAUUAUGUAGAGCAGAAAAGUGAAAUUGUUCUUGAUGUCUAACAACUGAAAAUAAAUUGUAUAAUCUUCUUCGGAAGUCCUAA
Messenger RNA from Daphnia pulex (common water flea), 825 nucleotides. RefSeq names its product NOP protein chaperone 1-like. The record is from RefSeq and is a predicted model, not a curated record. Gene Ontology annotation, molecular function: box C/D methylation guide snoRNP complex binding. Bases 281 to 784 code for a protein of 167 amino acids. Gene Ontology annotation, biological process: box C/D snoRNP assembly. Lineage: Eukaryota; Metazoa; Arthropoda; Branchiopoda; Diplostraca; Daphniidae. The transcript has 4 exons.